Messenger RNA from Rubroshorea leprosula, 2602 nucleotides. NCBI's taxonomy places the organism in Eukaryota, Viridiplantae, Streptophyta, Magnoliopsida, Malvales, Dipterocarpaceae. The record is from the annotation of a GenBank genome assembly.
ACAUUCUCUCAGAAUCUCUACUAUUCUUCCAUCCUCCUCCGUGCUUCUUCUUGCAGAAACCACAUUUUUUCCCAGCAAUUUUUCCCCUUUUUUUCCCCUGUUAAAUCCUACAUCAUCAAGCAGUAAGGUAACUCUUCUAUUCACCCUUCUUCAUUUCCCUCUCCCUCUUUUUUUUUUUUUUUUAAUUCUGAUAUUAUGUAACUUUUGUUUGGUUGCCGAGAAAAUGCAAUAUGAUCUUAGACUAUAUCAGCAUAUUGAGCUUAAAGAUAUAAACUUUGAGAACAUUUCCAUCUUUGUUGUUUGGUUUAAUCAUUAAUGAAACAUCUGAUCCAGAUCCAUUGUUUUGUUAGUUGUUUGCACGUGUAUUGAAGUGAGCAAGGUUUAAGCUUGAAAGUAAUACCCUGAGCAUCAGCUUCUUGUAUUUUUUUUGUGUUGUCACAUGUAUUCAGGAUUCUGUUUCAAUUUUUAAUGGGGUUUUCAUUUGUUUCUUUCUUUCUUUUGGUAAUAGAUAUGUCCCAAAAUACUUUUAUCCCAGAUUGGGAUUAAACACCUUCUUGAAUACCAGCGUCAUAUUUACUUCAUCUAUAGUUUCAGGCCCCUUAUGCUUUUUGAUCUGGGAAUGGACAACUGUUGGUGUUGAUUUGCUUUAGCUGAUAAGUUUGUUGUUUAUAGCAUUGAUAUUAAGUUGUGCUUUGUAUUCCUGCACAUAAUGCCCAUGAAUUUUAGUACUAAUUGGUGUGGUACAUCUUGCAUUAGCAUUUUAAAGUUCUACAAUAAUUCUUGUCUUAGCUUAGUUUUGACAUAAAACAGGGUUGCUGAGCUUCAUCCUUACUCUCUUUCUGUGGAGUUUAAGACAUCUUUGGCCUUGCAAAUCAGAGCUAGGUUCCCCCGGAUUUGUCUUGUCAUGAUAGAGUUGUGGUUGCAGAGAGCUUAAUUGUCUUGUGAAUUAUUCUCACAAAUUCAUCUAAGAGAAACUUAGAUUGCUGCUUCCUUUCACCCUAAGGUUGUAAUCAAACGAAGCUAGGAGUACAUGGAAGUUCCCAGUGCUCUAUGUUUGAAUCAGAGAAUGAAGCACCAUCCGUUGACCCUACUAAGGGCGUUUAGGGGUAUUAUGUGUUUGCUAGUACUUCUUUUAACAGCUUUUAUGAUGAUACUCUAUUGUGGCUUUCCUAGUGCGAUCAUAUUGCGACUUUUCAGCAUACACUACAGUCGGAAAGUAACCUCUCUCUUCUUUGGUUCUUGGCUAGCAUUGUGGCCUUUUGUAUUUGAAAAGAUAAACAAAACUAAAGUCAUUUUUUAUGGAGAUAUUGUCCCUGCAAGGGAACGUGUCUUACUUAUUUCUAACCACAGAACUGAGGUUGACUGGAUGUACUUGUGGGACCUUGCAUUGCGGAAAGGUUGCUUGGGAUACAUAAGGUACAUCCUUAAGAGUAGCUUGAUGAAAUUACCUGUAUUUGGUUGGGGAUUCUAUAUUUUGGAAUUUAUCCCUGUAGAGCGGAAGUGGGAGGUUGAUGGACCAAAAAUGUGCCAUAUGCUUUCAACUUUUAAAGAUCCUCGAGACCCCCUUUGGCUUGUUCUUUUCCCAGAAGGCACUGAUUUCAGUGAACAGAAGUGCAUAAGAAACCAAAAGUACGCUGCUGAAAAUGGCUUGCCUAUCAUGAAAAAUGUGUUACUUCCAAAGUCAAAGGGCUUUUCUGCCUGCUUGGAAGAAUUGAGGGGGUCUUUGGAUGCAGUUUAUGAUGUGACCAUUGGGUAUAAGAAUCGGUGUCCAUCAUUCUUAGAUAAUGUAUUUGGGGUGGACCCUUCUGAAGUUCAUAUUCACAUCCGACGAAUUAACCUUGUUGACAUCCCUACACCUGAAAAGGAGGCUACUUGGUUGAUGGAUGCAUUCUGUCUUAAGGAUGAGUUGCUCUCUAAUUUUUAUUCAAAAGGCAACUUCCCUCAGCAAGGAACAGAAGCACCCCUCUCAACGGUGAAGUGUCUAGUAAACUUUAUUGCAGUACUCAUCUUGACUAGCACCUGUACCUUUUUCACAUUUUUCUCAUCCAUUUGGUUUAAAAUUUAUGUAUCUUUAGCUUGUGCCUAUCUUACUUCUGGAACAUAUUUCAACAUCCGUCCAACCCCACUCCUUGGCUUUCUAAAAGCUCAGCUUUAACCAGAAUCUUUCCUGGGAACAGCCAGUUUCAAUAACUUUUCAAUGUCAAGCAAAAGCAGCACUGCAACUUGCCACUUAGUCAAUUGCAACAUUCUUGCUUUAUUGAACUAUGUCUAUGUUUUUGUCCCUGAGUCAAUCUGCAUAUACCUAUGUGUCUGUAAUCUUAAGAAGAGUUAUGAUGGCUUAUCUGCUUCUCUAUUAUCAGACUUAAAUAGUUGCAAAAAAACUUUCAAUUUUAUUAUACUCCUGCCAUAUGUGCAGUCAAAUCAAAUUGCAACUACUGGUUCUAAACAUAAAAGGCCUUGUGCAGACUCUGAUGAAUAGUUUUCUUUAGAAGCCUAAACUCGAAGCCAGUGCUUUUCUGAAGGGAAGAAAUCCAGUUGAAUCUCAGGUAGAUCUUUAAGCCUGCUUUCGUUACUUGGCACCUUAUAAAAGUAUACUUUAUAC